GACUCCUGUUUUUGAGCCAGCAGAACUCUGAUUAAUGAAAGCAUGCAUGCUUUGCGCCAACAUAAUCGUUAGUGUAGUCCUCAACACUCGGAGUGCUUUCUCCUGAAAUCUGUUCUGGCGGGAUUUUUAGCGUCUGCAAUAAAACUUCAGCACCGAUUAUAUCUGUACACAAGAAGGCCUUUCUUUUCGUCUGGAAUAUCUGCUUAUCUUUUUCAUCUGCCAUCCUGUUUUUAUUUUUCGAUAUACAAGCACAUUCUGUUUCAGUAUAACAUGAAACAUGCUCUAAAAGGCAGCACAAACAAAAAAGGAGGUUUCGUGUUUCAUUCACUUCACUGAAUUGAAUUAGCAGCACAGCAGCUGUAAACGUCCUAAUUUUGAUCCUCACGUUCAAAGGGUUGAGUUAAUAUAAAAAUAACCCCAAGACGUUGUUGUGAAGGAGUAAUUAUCUAUAGAGACCAGACGUUUUAUGCUAAACAGUGCAGUUAGAAAGUGUUUGGAUACAGACACAGACCCACAAUUUUAAGUAUCCGACUGUAAAGUUACUCUAUGUUAGUUAAGUUACUGUUACUGCAUCCUUAUUAAAGAUAUUUAAUCCUUACAUGUAGUUUCCAUGCUUUGAAACCAGCCUUUUAAAGUUUAUUUCAAGAUGAAAGCCUUAAUUGUCUUUUUAUCCAACCAUUUUCUUGCACUUCUCCGGUUCAGGAUCAGAGGGGCCUGGCCUAUCCCAGCUGUCAAAGGACAUCCAUCUGUCACAGGCCCAAUGUAGAGAGACAGACUGCCAAUUGCACUCACAUUCAAACCUACAGGCAAUUUAGAAUCACUAAUUAACCUAACCAAACUAACUGCAUGUCUUUAAACUGCGGCACGAAGACAGAGUACGAAGAGAAAAGCCACAAAUGCAUGGGGAGAGCAUGCAAACGACACCUUGCUGCCCUAUUGUUUUGUCCUUUAACCUGCGCACUAUUUUUAAAAACAGCUAUUGUUAAAAACAUCAGUAGAUGUUAUUGCAAUGCAAUUAAUAAAGUUGGAAAGUUGGAAAACUUACAUUCAUCAAAAAGAGCACUUUGGACUGCUGUGCAUCUGCAUCUGUGUGCACGUGUAUAUAUGUUUGUGUGCGUGUGUGUCCAGAGUUCAGCUGAGACCGUGUCCUUCGCCCUGCCAGGCUAAGUAAACAGUAGUAGCUCCCUUCCUGAAGACGUCGAUGCACAAUGGUUCUUGAUGCAACCAGUGUCAGACCGUCGCUUGUAAGGUUCUCUUGAACCGAACAUGACGUUGUCAAACAUCAUAAUCGACAUCAGCGCUGCAGUCAUGCCUGUUACUUAUGCACCUUCUUGUACCACACUUUUCCCUCCCGGUCAGCUUUCCAUUAAUAUACUUUAUACUGCACCCUGCAAACAGCCAGCCUUUUCAGCAAUGACCUUAUGUGGUUUAUCCUCAUUGUGGGCGCUGUUGGUGAUCGUCAUCUGAACAAGUUCUGAGUCAUCAGUCUUUCCCCGACCAUGGUUACAUGUACAGAACUGGACCAAGACGUACAUCUUUAAGCUGUUUGAAUGGGGAUUUAGUCCAAAUGACGGUUUUCUUUGAUUUGCAUGAGUUAUAAACCACACCCUUUAACAUUUACUUUUAUUUUACCUUAUUGAGUUAAAUUUAAAAAAAAAAAAGAACAUUUUUCAUAAUAAGAUUUUUUUGAGAUGCACUAGUUUGUUUGAUUUCUGUUGUCUUCAACAUAAGUUAAGCUAAAGGAAUGACAGCAACACAAGCAUGAACAAUAGGAGCCCAAAGGCUUGUUCCUUCUUCUGCACUGUGCACAGUGACGACGAUGGACUGCAAUGAUAUGUUUUCACUUUGUUCACAGAUUAGGCCCUCAUCAACCGGAGGUGGAAACUCAUUCUGUGAACCGUUAGUCUGAAUGUCUUACCAUAAUCCUCCUCAAGGUCUCACACUCUGAAAAUCUUUCAGUUGCUUUAAAAAUGUUGCCAAAAACUGAGCCAAGAGCAAGUGAAAAUAGGUCAAAUGGUGCGACAAAGAGAGAAAACAGAAGAGUUUGAGGCAGAAAAGAUUAAAUGUUCAGAUUUUUUUGUUUUAAAUCUAUCCAUCUUUAAUCACUUGAGCUUCAUGUGAUAGAGCUGGGGAUUUACAAAUACAGUGCAGACAGCCGGUUCAAUACAACCAGACAUACAGCACAUUAACAGUUGUAUCUUUUUAUCAGGACUUAGAUGAGGGAUGUUAACAACCACCUUCAUUAGGUCAUAAGAUUGAUUUCAUCUCCUUUGUGCUUAAAUAAACUGCCUGGUAUGGAAAUGUGAUCAGACCAAUUUUCUUCGACUCAAACUGAAGAGAAAAACGACAACAUUUUUCCUGGUAAAACAUCUGUACAGAUGUUACCUGGGUGGGUGACUUUGAUAACUGUCAAGCUACUGCCAAUAGUCUGUUAGAGUGGCUUAUUAACCGGAUACACAGAGGAACAGCUAGCCUUUGACCACAGGUCCACAGGUUUAAAAAAAAAAAGCAGACAAACACACAAUAAAAUAUGUUUCAAAACUGCUGCUUUGUGGCAAAAGUUGUACAUGCUGCAGAAAACAGGCUUUAACUGAGAAGGCGCUUUCAUUGCAACAAUUUCUGUCCCUUUUGUGCUUUUGCUAAAGUCAAAAACAACAUUAGUCAUUGAUGAGACAGUGGGACCUUGGUCUGUUGCUCUAUGUGGAAGCAUUGAUGAUGUUUGACUAAAACCCGCCCCCUGAAUGAGAGCUGAGAGCUCUGCAGAGGAUCUAGACCUUUAACUUAAACGGCUCAGUGAAGGGGAGAAAACAGGCAGGAGAGCGAGGCAGUGUAACAGAAAGGAGAAGAUGUGGGAGGUUUGGAAAUCCACAGCAGGCACUUUGCAGCAUUUUGACAAACAGCUGAGUGCAAUGGAGAAAGCACAGGACAAAAUGUUUGCAUGUCGGAAAAUGGUCCCCCAUAUGGGAACAUUCAUUGGGGUCUACCUGCCCUGCAUGCAGAACAUUCUGGGGGUGAUUCUCUUUCUGCGCCUCACCUGGAUUGUCGGCACAGCAGGAAUUCUGGGAUCUUUCGCCAUUGUCUCCAUGUGCUGCAUCUGCCCGGUGGCUCGUAUUACAUGAUCUCCAGAUCCUUGGGUCCAGAGUUUGGAGGUGCUGUGGGACUUUGUUUGUACCUGGGAACCACCUUCGCUGGAUCCUUGUACAUUCUCGGAACCAUAGAGAUUCUUUUGCUCUACAUCAUUCCACCAGAAAAAGUGGUCAAAGAAACAACGGCCAACGACAUGCGAAUCUAUGGCACCUGCUGCCUGCUCCUGAUGGCACUGGUUGUGUUUGUAGGGGUGAAGUAUGUGAACAAGCUGGCUCUGGUGUUUCUGUCCUGUGUGGUUCUGUCUAUCAUGGCCACUUACGCAGGAGCCAUCAAGACGGCCAUCAAACCCUCAAACUUUAGUGUCUGUCUGUUGGGGAAUCGCACUCUGAAGAAUGAAAUGUUUGAAAAGUGCACAAAAACAGAUGUGGAGCUCUGGAACCUUUUUUGUGACAGUCCAUAUCUCAACGCAACCUGUGACGAGUACUUCGCCUUAAACAACCUGACCGAGAUCCAGGCCACACCGGGAGUCCUGGGGGAAGUCAUCAACGACAACUUGUGGGGCAAUUAUGGCCCAGACAACAUGGUGAUAGAGAGGAAAAACCUGUCUUCUGUACCAGCCGAGGCCAACAACGACAAACUUAAGAACUACGUCUUCAACGAUUGGGCCACCUACUUCACUCUGCUGGUGGGAAUAUACUUCCCCUCUGUCACAGGUAUAAUGGCUGGUUCUAACAGGUCAGGUGAUCUCAGAGACGCCCAGAGAUCCAUCCCAAUAGGAACCAUACUGGCUAUUCUCACCACAUCCUUCAUCUAUAUCUCCUUUGUGGUCUUGUUUGGAGCCUGUAUUGAAGGAGUGGUCCUGAGAGAUAAGUUUGGUUUCUCAGUAAAGACGAAACCUGUCAUCAGCAUUCUGGCCUGGCCAUCACCGUGGGUGAUUGUGAUUGGCUCAUUUUUUUCCUGCUGCGGGGCGGGACUGCAAAGCCUUACUGGUGCCCCCCGGCUGUUGCAGGCCAUUGCUCGCGACGGCAUCAUUCCUUUCUUACAGGUCUUUGGUCAUGGGAAGGCUAACGGUGAGCCCACCUGGGCUCUGCUGCUGACUGUCGGGAUCUGCGAGAUAGGAAUCCUUAUUGCCUCUCUGGAUCAUGUAGCCCCCAUCCUCUCCAUGUUUUUCCUCAUGUGCUAUCUGUUUGUCAACCUGGCCUGUGCUGUCCAGACUUUGCUCUGCACCCCCAAUUGGAGACCUCGCUUUAAGUUCUAUCACUGGACUCUGUCCUUCUUAGGGAUGAGUCUUUGUCUCUCCCUCAUGUUCAUCUCCUCCUGGAUCUACGCUCUGGUCGUCAUAGUGAUAGCCGGCUGUAUCUACAAAUACAUUGAAUACAAAGGGGCAGUGAAGGAGUGGGGCGAUGGAAUCAGAGGUCUGUCCUUAAAUGCAGCACGCUACGCUCUCAUCCGGCUAGAGGAGGCACCGCUACACACCAAAAACUGGAGGCCUCAGCUGCUGGUGUUGUGUAAACUGAACUCAGACCUGGAGGUGACACACCCUCGUCUCCUGUCCUUCGCCACGCAGCUCAAAGCGGGGAAGGGACUGACCAUCGUCUGCUCCGUCCUGGAGGGGACAUACAUGACCCGAGGGGACGAGGCCAAGAAAGGAGAGCAGAACUUGAAAGCAGCCAUGGCUGCGGAGAAGACAAAGGGUUUCUCUCACGUCGUGGUGUCGUCCAGCCUGCGAGAUGGUUUCUCCAUACUCAUUCAGUCAGCUGGACUGGGGGGAAUGAAGCACAAUGCCGUGCUGAUGGCCUGGCCAACAGGCUGGAAACAGGACCGGGACUCCUCCGUAAGGAGAAACUUUAUAGAAACCGUUAGAGAGACGACUUCGGCACAUCAGGCUCUGCUCGUAGCCAAGAACAUCGACCAUUUCCCUGCUAACCAGGAGCGUCUGAAGGAGGGAACCGUUGAUGUGUGGUGGAUCGUACAUGAUGGUGGACUGCUCAUGCUUCUGCCUUUCUUACUUAGUCAGCACAAGGUAUGGAGGAAGUGCAAAAUGCGAAUCUUCACUGUGGCACAGAUGGAUGACAACUCCAUUCAGAUGAAGAAAGAUCUCCAGAUGUUUCUCUACCAACUGCGUCUAAAUGCAGUGGUGGAGGUAGUGGAGAUGCAUGACAGUGAUAUCUCAGCUUUCACCUAUGAGAAGACGCUGGUGAUGGAGCAGAGAUCUCAAAUGCUCAAACAGAUGCAGCUGUCCCGCACAGAGAGGGAGAGAGAGAUUCAGAGCAUCACAGAUGUAUCGCGUGCCUCCAUAAAGAGGAAGAAGUGUUCGAGUGCCGACGCCCCGCCCCUCUACUCUCAGUGCAUUCCAGAGGAUGAGGCUCAGCUGAUUCACGACCGGAACACAGCAUCUCAUUCUGCAGCGAAUGACAAGGCUGCUGGCGCCACUUCUGAUCGUGUCCACAUGACCUGGACCAAAGACAAACUGCAGAAUGAGAGGAACAAACACAAAGAAAACAUGGCAGUGAAAGACAUGUUCAACAUGAAACCUGAGUGGGAGAAUCUCAACCACUCUAAUGUGCGGAGGAUGCACACAGCGGUGAAACUGAACGAGGUGGUGGUGAAGAAAUCCUGUAACUCAGAGCUCGUCUUGCUGAACAUGCCGGGCCCACCAAAGAACAAGAAAGGGGAUGACAACUAUAUGGAGUUCCUGGAAGUUUUAAUGGAAGGUCUAGACCGUGUACUGUUGGUUCGGGGAGGAGGUCGGGAGGUCAUUACUAUCUACUCCUAGCGCAAAGAGGUUCCUAUUUUUUUGGACGUGUACUUUAAAGGAACCAUGUUUGGACACAAAGGCUUUAAGGUGGGACAGUGACAACAGACUUUGUUUUUUAAGAAGUCCAGUAUUUCCAACCUCCUUAGAUUACAAUAACCUGGAUGACUGACGAAGAGAAGAGUGCCACAUUUGGACAACAAGGGACUCUGCAUACAGCACAACCUCAGCUUAGUGCAGAGUCUGGAAGUGAAGAGGAUUGACUACAGACAGACCACUAGGGGCUCCACCACUCCAACUCCUCCAGAUGAAAAAACAUGAACUGCAGCUUGUUUUUGUUGCCUUUAGUGCAAUCGUUGGUUUCACUGGGACAUGCAGAUAUAGUGGAAACUGUCCUUUUACAGAGUACCCUAAAGAUCACAGCAAUGACUUUUAUAGGAAUACUUUUGCGUUUGGCAAUAACAUUCAAUGAUAUUUCCUUUGUGAUCUUUAUUAUUUAUUUCCGUGCCAGUUGUGACACUUCAUUGUAACAAAUGUUUUACUUUGGGAUGAUUAAAUGAGUUGAACAUGUUUUUUAGCCAAUAUUGUGAAAGAAUAUCAAAUGUGGAAUAAUGUGUUGAUGACCAUGAACAAACGUAUGCUGCUCGUAACACACUAGGCCAUUACUGUUUUUGUUGCCACAGAUGGGAAUGUGCCAAGCAUAAUGAAGAUGUAAUAGAGUGAAAAUGAUACAGAUGAUUUGCUGGUUUCAACGUUUCAGGACAUUUUAAUUAUUGAUGAGUUUGACUGAGUUUUUGUAUGUUGUCAUAAUGUUAGUCUGUGAGCUCUUUCCUUAGACGCCACUACAGCUAGUGGCAAAGGAUGCAAUAUGGAGUCUCUAUAGUAGUGUUGUUGUUGUUGUUGUUUUCAUCAUAGGUUAGUACUGAUUCAUCUCUUUUUAGGAUGUUAUUUAGCAAAAAACAAAUAUAACUUAAAGUCUGUAUAAUAAUGAAGUUGUCAUGUCUGAUUAUUUAUGGCAAUAUGUUCUGUGCUAAUUUUCUUUGGUAAAGGUAAUAAGCAUUAAGGUACCAGUACACUAUAAAGGGGGGGAAAAACAAGGCACAACAAUGGAUAUGGACCUGGACAAAAUGAUGUGUGACAGCAAAACAACAACAAUAAUUAAUUUGUGUCUACAGUAAAUGUCAAAUAGCCUGUGCACCUCUGUGGUGAAAGGAACCGAUUGAGAUGGUUGGUUUCUUGAUGCCUCCAAAGCUGAGGUGUUUUGUACAUAUUCUACUGACAGGAAACCCCAAACCUAAGACAGACUGGAGGGAUUAUGCUGCUCGGCUGGCCCUGGAAUGCCUCGGUAGGGACCUGGGGACAGCGGCUAGCGAGAGGGAGGAGGGAAGACUUGAAAUCUCUGCUUAGACUGCUUGUGACCCUCAAAAUGAGCUUAUCCUCAAUGUGAAGUGUUUGUAAAGACUUGGAAGGAACCUCCCAUAACAAUCACAUAAAACAUAUCUAUAAACACACAGAGACAAAGGGCAGGAAGCAGGAAGACGGUAUGUAAAGGAAACGAAACUAAAGUAGUAGUCAGCCAGAUAUAGACCAUUGUGAUGUCUCUGAUGACAUUCUACUCCUCUCAAUUUCUGCCUUUUGUUACAAAACACUUGAAAUGCGUGCCAACAGUAAAUAUUUUAUCCUCUUCAAAGUUUUAUAUUAUUGUAUCAAACUGAGUGGUGGUCUUUAGUCUAAAUCUUUAUAAACAUAUGUAAAGGGAAAGUGCUAAAAAAAAAUGUCUAUGAUAUACUCAACACUACAAACAGAAAGGAAAUUGUCUGCCACCUAUAUUGAAUUUAGAUGGAAGAAAGAAGAGCCGGAAUAGAGCUGAAGAAGAAGAUUGGUCUAAUAUAUGUAAAACUAUAGCCACUACUUCCAGCUCCGAACUAUGGAGAGAAUUCACUUGGAAGAACACUAUGAGGUUUUUUAUUACACCUAAGAUUAAAGAACACCAAAGCAAAAAUGUUGACCAAGGGAACUGUUGGAGGAGAUGUGGAUAGACUUCAGCAGGCCACUUCCAUAUCUUUUGGGAAUGUCCUAAAAUCUCUCCCUACUGGUCAGCUGUGAUUGCACACACUAAGCAGAUAAUUCGGUCCCAGCUUGAAGGGAGUUUCUGUGUUUUUUAUUUAGGCAAUAUACCAAACAGACUAAAGAAACAGGAUAGAUACCGGUACAGAUACUGGCUGCCAGCAAGAAAGCUAUUACACGCAAAUGGCUGAAUGAGGAACCACCAAAUGUUUCGGACUGGACAGAAAUAAUACAUGAAAUUCACACUAUGGAACAACUAACCUUCUCUUUGAGACUAUUUUCAGAAAAAUAUGAACAAUAUUGGGAGAAAUGGAAAUGCUUUCACAGAGAAAUGACUGUAGACUCCUGUGUUAUUUCUUUAUAACAUUUG
Messenger RNA from Haplochromis burtoni (Burton's mouthbrooder), 8279 nucleotides. RefSeq names its product solute carrier family 12 member 7. Gene Ontology annotation, molecular function: potassium:chloride symporter activity. Bases 2939 to 5863 code for a protein of 974 amino acids. Gene Ontology annotation, biological process: potassium ion import across plasma membrane; chloride ion homeostasis; chemical synaptic transmission. Lineage: Eukaryota; Metazoa; Chordata; Actinopteri; Cichliformes; Cichlidae. The record is from RefSeq and is a predicted model, not a curated record. Gene Ontology annotation, cellular component: membrane. The transcript has 24 exons.